GGAAGCUCCUCCAAAUUUCUAGAGCUUUUAACUAAAAUCAUUUCCUCUCUCCCUAUCUCUUUCUGCGGGUAUCACACACCUCAACAGCCCCUCACUCAAUACGCCUGCUCUAAAUACUGCUCUAAAUAGGGAAAGCCCCUCUCCGCUGUUACGGCGAGUAACUGUUGCAAUGCCUUACCCCACAAACAAUCCCGGGCCUACUUCCACCAGAGCCCCCAACACCACUAGUAGUCUAGGAGAUGUUAGUGCCGAUAUAACAUUGUCUUCACCUCCGGAAGACAGCAUCUCGGACCUAGAGUUCUCCAUGAAGUCGGAUCUCUUGGCGGUCGCUAGCUGGGACAAGAGAGUUCGCAUUUACGAUGUUUCCCAGACAGGGGCGAAUUCUGGCAGAGCAAUCUACGCACAUGGAGGGCCCGUUCUUAGUGUAGCUUGGUCAAAUGUAUCUAAACUAGCCCACCAUCUUCUCUCGCAAUCGGGACUGACAUGUCUUUCCUAAUCGUAGGAUGGCGGUAAACUCGUCUCAGGAGGCGCCGAUAAUGCUGCGAGACUGUGGGAUGCCGCUACAGGCCAAAGCGCUCAGGUCGCCGCCCACGAUGAUCCUAUCCGCUCUGUUCGCUGGUUCACUCUGCCGGGAGCUAACGCUCAAAUGGUGAUCACAGGAUCGUGGGAUAAGACAAUCAAGUACUGGGACCUAAGGCAGCAGCGGCCCGCUGGUUCAGUGGAAUUGCUCGAACGGGUUUAUACUAUGGAUGUUUCUCGGGACUUAUUGGCCGUAGGGACCGCAGAGAGGCAUAUCCAGGUCAUCAACUUGAAAAACCCGGGGACCGUUUUCCAAUCGAGGAUCAGUCCGCUCAAGUGGCAGACCCGCGUGGUCACCUGUUUCCCGGAUGCCUCGGGCGUUGCGAUCGGCGGUAUCGAGGGGAAAUGCGGUUUUGUCUAUCUCGAUGCCAAAAAUUCUUCGUAAGUUUUUUUUUCCUCUUUCCGGACCAUCCCAUCAUCAACGGGGGAUGAGUGCUGAUUUUCCUCCCCCAUCAGGUCGGAGUUCUCGUUCAGAUGCCACAGAAGAGCUAGAACCGGAGGCACCGACACCGACGUUUACGGAGUGAAUGCCAUCUCUUUCCAUCCCGUUCAUGGAACCUUCUCCACCGCCGGCGCUGAUGGAACCUUCCACUAUUGGGACAAAGAUUCCAGAACUAGAAUCAAAGGCUUUCCUCAUGUCGGUGGAAUAAUCUCCGCCACCAGCUUCAAUAGAAAUGGCACGAUUUUCGCCUACGCGGUCAGCUACGACUGGAGCAAAGGCCACCAAUACAACACUCCAACAUACCCGAACAAGAUAAUGCUGCACAAGGUGAGCGAUGAGGAAGCAAAGCGAAGGGUUACCUCGAAGUACUAGCAAUUUCUUGCGUUUUCUUUCCCUCUCCCCGUCAUUAAACAGUGCGUCUAAUGGAGCUUGGACAACGCACUGUACAAUUUUUUUUUCGUGGGAAUUUCUAUAGUAGGCAAUUUGUACUCUCGAGCGCACGGAUAGGGAAAAAUAGGGGUAGUUUCUUCCAAUCGAUCAAAUACCGGUACCGGUAGUGUAAAAAAUAUUCUUGAACCUUGCUGGAAAAGCCUUAGACUAUGGGAAGCUGGUUGUGUUGGCUCUUGAGCACAGUAAGGUAAAUUUAUGAUACAGUACUCGGGUACAGUACGAGAUACAAUGUGAUACCGGUCCUCGAGGGCGAGUGCCGCUGAUAGAUAUAUGAUAACCAAAACGAUGUGGUGCUUUUUCCUAUCAUACUUCGCGUGAUGGCUAUAUCUAUCGGGCGCUCGUACUCGUAACAUACAGUAAGCACCUUCACAAUGAUUCACGGUGCCAGUAUGUAGACUACAGCAGACCCGUUCGAGGCACAAGCACCGGACUCGAGGGUUCGAAAGAGGUACAAUAUGAUAUGAUACUUGUUAGCGCAACCAAAUAUACCUAUUCCAUAAUAACAAGAUGCCCGCGGGUUUCUAAAAUGCUAAAAAUGCAAAACACAAGUUGCACCCACCAACUGUAGUUAUCACAAGUUAGCAUAAUCU
Messenger RNA from Tuber aestivum (summer truffle), 2061 nucleotides. Lineage: Eukaryota; Fungi; Ascomycota; Pezizomycetes; Pezizales; Tuberaceae. The record is from the annotation of a GenBank genome assembly.